GCUCUCUCUCUGUCCUCUCUCCUGUUCCUCCCUGAGUUUCUCUCACAGCGGUUAACGUGGACCAUCGUAGUAACUAUCUCACUACCGAGAGAACAGAGGAAUAGUUGGAGGAGGAAUAGUUGGAGGAGGAAUAGGGUGAUACCACAGGAGUGAAGACUGGACAGACGUGUGUUUUGUGUGUAUGUUUGCGUGGGUGCAUGUGUGUGUGUCAGAGAGAGAUGGCUCAUGCAUCGAUUCCCACCUGGAUCUAUAUACUUCUGUGGAUCAGCACAUCAACCCAGACCACAGUCCCAGACACCCAUGUGACCUGCGUGUUCUCAGAGGAGUGCGUGCUGCCCUGCCAAUUCCAGCCGCACGGCGGCGAGGUCAUCCACUGGCUGAGACAGGAAGUGCCGGUCCAUAGCUUCGAGCGCGGCGAGCAGCGGACGGAGCACCGGCAGUAUGCCGGCCGCACCUCCCUCUCUGUGCACCUGGUCGCCCGCGGCGAUGCGUCGUUGCACCUGAGGGGGUGUGGCCCCAGGGACCGUGGCAGGUACGAGUGUCAAGUCCACAACUCGACGGAGGUGCACGAGGCCCACGUCAUCGUCAGGGUGGAGGCUCCCAUCCAGGCCUUGUCUGUUGAGCUGUACAGGUUGAGUGGCUAUGAGGAGAUGAAAUGCACCACAAGAGACGUCUAUCCCGCCCCUCAUGUUUCCUGGGCAACUGACCCGCCCGCCGCCAGACCUCUUCGGCCAAUCACGCGUAAAAUAUCCGACCGAAAGGGGCUUUAUGUAGUGGAUAGCCGGCUAAGGAAGUUGCAGAGCCAAUCAGAGAUCACCUACAUCUGUACUGUCAACUCCUCCUAUGGAACACAGGCCUGGACCGCUUCUGUCAGAGAGAGAGAGAUCAGAGGGGAAGAAGGCAAGGAUCUGACCAUUCCAUGCAAGGCCCCGCCCCACCUACAUCACGCCUCCCUCUCCUGGAGUUUCACCAACCACAGCGAACCAGCUCUAAUCCUAACCUAUGACAGCCGAUCACGGCACACCUCUGCCCUCAUGCCCUGGGAGGGCCGCAUGCACCUGGACCCCCUCAGGGUGUCUCUGGGAGACGGUUCACUGCGGUUGGUAAAACCAGAGAGCCGGGAACACACCGGGGUUUAUACCUGCGUUUACGCUGCCCCCCAGAUGACACACACUGAGAAUACCGGCGUCAAAAUAAUCUCCGCUGGAACAGGUGAGCGCAUGCUUCUUCAAGACUCCCCUCGGUGGUGGACUGUUGCCGUGGUGAUAGCAGCUCUGGCUCUCGCCCUGACAGGAAUUCUGAUCUUCCUGAAAGUCAGAGGUGACCAGUCCCAGGCCAGUGAGAGACCAGAGGACAUCAGUGAGAUGCAUCCAGUUAAAGUAAGCAAGAGAGGUUCGUGUGAGAGCAAUCCCCUCACCACAGAAGAGACCAAUGGACAAAGUCAGCCCACACAGCUAGUCUACACAGAACUCAACAGAGCUAGCCCACACAGCUAGUCUACACAGAACUCAACAGAGCUAGCCCACACAGCUAGUCUACACAGAACUCAACAGAGCUGGGCCACACAGCUAGUGUGCACAGAACUCAACAGAGCUAGCCCACACAGCUAAUCUACACAGAACUCAACAGAGCUAGCCCACACAGCUAGCCUACACAGAACCCAACAGAGCUAGCCCACACAGCUAGUCUACACAGAACUCAACAGAGCUAGCCCACACAGCUAGUCUACACAGAACUCAACAGAGCUAGCCCACACAGCUAGUCUACACAGAACUCAACAGAGCUGGGCCACACAAUUAGUUUGCCCUGUGUUUUGCCCACACAACAAGCCAGGCAAACCAGUGGCUAAUCCAACAUGGAUAAUACAUAGCAAAACCUGAAUAGCCCUCUAACAUAUCUCAAGCCUCUAACAGCUUGUCCACAACCAGCUCAGCAACACCAGAGAACUGAAGUGACCCAAAGAAAAUGGAUUCCCAGGAAGCGACGGACCUACAUAGGUAGAUGGAGCCACAGUAUAUUGAUCAGACUACUCUGAGAAGUAAUGGGCUACAGCAGAACUAAUCCAAACCAGCCUUAAAUAAACUCACAAAGUAAAUAAUUGAGAAGUGCUUCCGUAUCUAAUUGUUCUGUUGAUAAUCUGUUAGUUUGAUGCCCUUCUGGGCCGGGGAAAUACUCUACCUGUCACACUGUAAUUGCUGUUAUUGUCUGUACAGCCAGGUCAUCUGACACUGUCGACAGAACUGUAGCCUCUAGUCAUUUCUGACAUAUCAUGGUUCACAAUGGCCCCCAUGUUUAUUAGCUACCUUGGUGAAGGUGAGCAAAAAAGGCUGUGAAAAUAUCAUGACAUUUGUUUAUGAGCAACACUUACACUAAAGUAUGUGGGUAAAAUUGUUCAA
This is a messenger RNA of Esox lucius (northern pike), 2396 nucleotides long. RefSeq names its product butyrophilin-like protein 2. Gene Ontology annotation, biological process: cellular response to lipopolysaccharide; cell surface receptor signaling pathway; immune response. The record is from RefSeq and is a predicted model, not a curated record. The transcript is spliced from 8 exons. Lineage: Eukaryota; Metazoa; Chordata; Actinopteri; Esociformes; Esocidae. Gene Ontology annotation, cellular component: external side of plasma membrane. The coding region runs from base 198 to 1496 and encodes 432 amino acids.